This is a messenger RNA of Teleopsis dalmanni, 1359 nucleotides long. RefSeq names its product AT-rich interactive domain-containing protein 1B-like. NCBI's taxonomy places the organism in Eukaryota, Metazoa, Arthropoda, Insecta, Diptera, Diopsidae. The record is from RefSeq and is a predicted model, not a curated record.
UAAUUUUACAAAUCUUUUCAAAAUAGAUUGUUAUUUGCAAGAGUUGGGAAUUUUUCACCUAUAUAAAGAAUACAUGAAUGUUAUGUCUUUAUGAAGCUGAAGUAAACCGAAACGAUUUCGGUACGAAAUUAACGAACAAGCAUAAAUCUUUCUUUUCUUCUCCAGUUUUGAUUGAGCUCGGAAAGUUUGGUUGGCUGGUUAAAGUGGUGGAUCAGUAAUUAACUUUCCGUUGACUUGAAUUACCGGAUUUUCACCGUAUUGCUACUAUAUUACUGGCAAGAAACCUUAAUACGCAGACUAAAUUCAUCAUUCAGAGCAUUCAGAGAGAAAAUGAUUUAUUCUGCAAUAGGUAUUAAAAAAAUACACAGUUUCUAUGUAUAAUUUCAUAGACACCAAUGACUAGACAAUACUACAGUAAGCGUUGCAGUAUUCGCACGAUCGCUUUUGAUAAGUUCCCAAAAUAUAGUCUAAUUAGAAGUGGGCCAUGUUAACCGAGAAAUAGCACAUGACCUAAGUGUUUUCCACUUACUAUAAACAGGCUAAAAAAGUGUAGGUAACUGCUUCUUUUAACGGUCUUCACGUAAACGAAAACCGGUACCCCUAGGGGCACAUGUAAAGAAGCUUAGGAAGUUUAAUUGAUUAGUUGACCGUAGAUUAAUUUUAUAAAAAAGCUAUCUAAAAUUCAUCUAUCUGCUUAUUCUUUGCUAACCCUUUUGUUAGUCUUGCACUAACUAUUCAUUAACUUCAAUUUAUAGAAGAAAGUCUAGAGAACUUUUAGUCAAUUUUUUGUGAUAUAAAAUAACAAAUUUGUUAAAUCUGUUAAGAAAACUAAAAGGUUCCGCUACUUAACACUUGUAAUGAGCGUAUCGAAUUGCUCGUGUGUAACGUAAGCGUUUGCUAAGUGACCUUCAAUUUCUGAAAACUAUAAAUCUGUUUUCCGAAUAGUAUAUAUACCCGAGCAAACGUGAUCUAUCUGUACAAUAGUUCGAUUUUAUUUUGUAUAGUUAGUACUAAACGAGAACGAAACUAAAAAUCAAAAUGAACAAGAUUUUAUUAUUAGGAUUCUUCCUAUUCAGCAUAACGACAUGUAAUGGAGAUGCUGGCUCAACAUAUGGAGGUGGUGCUGCUGGUUCAUAUGGCGGUGGUGCGGCUGGUUCUACUGGAGAUGCUUCAGCUCAGGGAGACGCGCAACUAGGUGUUGUCGCUGAAGCCAGUGCCAGUGCCAGUGCCAGUGCCUCAGUUGCACGCUGAUCCACAUUGAAUCGAAAUUUGUUCAUUGUUUUAUUAUGUCUGUAUAUACAUUAAUUAUUUGAACACAACAGCAAAUUAAUUAAUAAAUUUUUUUAUAACUCUCAUUAA